UAUUUGUGAGCUUUUUUUUUUUUGCCUUCUUGUGAGUGCAGUGCAGCAUCAUCAGGAAAUCUUCAACGAUUCUCUUAGAUUAUUGUGGGUGGAUUGAGAAAUGGGGAGGCUUUUUGUGGUUAGUCUUGAGGGCAAGAUCUACAGCUGCAAGCACUGCCGGACCCAUCUUGCUCUCAGUGAGGACAUCGUCUCUAAGUCUUUCCACUGCAGGCAUGGAAAAGCUUAUCUCUUCAAUAAGGUUGUGAACGUCUCUGUUGGAGUGCAUGAAGAGAGGAUGAUGAUGACGGGAAUGCACACUGUUGCUGACAUAUUCUGUGUUGGGUGUGGAUCCAUUGUGGGAUGGAGAUAUGAGACUGCCCAUGAAAAGCCCCAGAAGUACAAAGAAGGAAAGUCUGUCCUUGAACGGUUUAAGGUCUCGGGUCCUGAUGGAAGCAACUACUGGAUCACUCCAGAAGCUCAUGUUGGUGGAAGUGAUGCAGAUGACGCAUGAUUAACCUUUAUUUCAAAAUGUACAUUCUUGGAACCCCUAUUGUUCUUAUUUGACUCGUGGAUUCUGGAAUUGGCAAUUUCUCAUUUGAGUGGCUUUCUUGGCUUGCCCAGCUUGCCCCAAUAAAAUGAAUGCAGACUUUUUAUCAAU
Vitis riparia (riverbank grape) is the source of this 637-nucleotide messenger RNA. RefSeq names its product protein yippee-like. The transcript has 6 exons. Lineage: Eukaryota; Viridiplantae; Streptophyta; Magnoliopsida; Vitales; Vitaceae. Gene Ontology annotation, cellular component: ubiquitin ligase complex. The coding region runs from base 101 to 490 and encodes 129 amino acids. The record is from RefSeq and is a predicted model, not a curated record.